ACACACGACAUUACCGAGCCGAACCAAAGGGAAAACAGAGCACAGAGGCCAAAGCGCGCACCCCGGCCGGCGGACGAGACGGCUGACGGCGGGAGGCAAAACCCCAGCCCCCCGCAUUGCGGCCCCGAAACCCCCGAUUCCCGCCCAUUCCGAGGUCGAAUCCGCCCGAAUCUCGCCGGCGGCAGCCUCGAUCUGUGCCGGGACCGCCGCGCGCCGGCUAGGGGGGCGGGGAAUGGGGAGCAUGGACGGCGAUUCCGAGGGGCUCCAGGCAGAUGCUCGGCGUGCGGAGGUGAUCAAAUGGCUUAGUGCUUUAAUCCCAGAGUUCCGUUUGCCACUGGAUUCAUCUGAUGAAGAGCUUCGGGAGCUGAUCAGCGAUGGCACAGCUCUGUGCCAUAUUGUGAACACACUCAUCCCUGGUGUUCUUGAGGGGUUAUCUGAUGUUUACGCAUCGUCAGAGCAGCGGACAGGCAAUGUGAAGAAGUUCCUCUCAGUGGUUGCUGAUAUGGGGAUACCAGGCUUCAGCGUCAAAGAUCUUGAGGAGGGAUCAAUGUCUUCGGUGGUGGAUUGCCUCCUGGUUCUGCAGGACAAUCUGAAUCCUGCAUUAGUUGAUAAUCUAGGGAAUGUUUCAAAGACUCCUUCACGGAAAAAAUGGAGAGUUCUGGAAACUGAUGGGCCUGUAGUUGCUAGUGCAGCACAAGGGAAAACAUCCUCAGGAGAGGACAGGGGAAAUGGGCUUCCAUACCCCAAGUCUCAGCAGAAAACUCCUGUCUUUAACGGGGAGAAGCUUCGUGAGAUUUUCCAGCUAAAACGGGGAUCCUAUGCUGAUCUUCCGUCUGCCAAGAUUUCAGAGAUGAUGCAUUCGAACAGUUUAGAUGAUGCACCAACUCAGUCGCUUCUUACUGUUGUUAAUGGCAUUCUAGACGAAAGCAUUGAGAGAAAAAAAGGAGAAAUUCCACAUCGUGUAGUUUAUCUACUGAGGAAAGUAGUCCAAGAAAUCGAGCGUCGCCUCUGUAUUCAAGCAGAGUACAUUAGAAAUCAAAAUACUAUCACCAGGACAAGGGAAGAAAAGUACCGUUCAAAAAUUAAAGCACUCGAAGUAUUGGUAAAUGGCACAAAUGAAGAAAACCAGAUGAUACUUAAUCGGCUCAAGGCAGUCAAGGAAGAAAAGAUAAAUAUUGAAGAGAGAAGAAAACUCAGUGAGCAAAAUGUUAUACGGUUAAUGACAGAAAAAGAAAAUGCUGAGAACAUGGUAGGGAGCCUUAAGGAAGAAAUGGAAGAGAUGAGUAGGCUGCAUCAACAACAGCUUGAGCAGUUUGAAAUAAAGACAAUGCAAAUGAGAGAACAAUUAACCAACAGAGUUAAGGAGUUUGAGCUUUUUGUAUUUCAAUCAAACAGGAAAAUAGAAGAAGUUGAGACUGCCUCUCAGCUAAAAUCGCAGUUAUGGAACAAAAAGGAAAACAUUCUUCAGAAUUACAUGAACAGUCAACAGUUAUAUGUCAAGGAUUUAAAUUUAUCAUCACGGUUGAUCAGAAAUGACAUGUAUGCUCUUCAAAUGAAGUGGAAAGAUGAAAUGUCUAAUUUAGGGUCCAAUUUAAAAUGUAUGGUUGAUGCUGCCGAAAACUAUCACAAAGUUCUUGCUGAAAAUCAGAAGUUGUUUAACGAAAUGCAAGAAUUAAAAGGUAAUAUAAGAGUGUAUUGUCGUGUAAGACCAUUUCUUCCUGGUCAAGAUAAAAAAUCAACCACUGUUGAUUACAUUGGUGAAAGUGGUGAACUUCUGAUUUCAAAUCCAUUUAAGCAAGGAAAGGAUGGACAUCGGAUGUUCAAGUUCAACAAAGUGUUCAGCUCAUUUGCUUCUCAAGCUGACGUUUACUCAGACAUUCAACCGUUGAUUCGAUCAGUUCUAGAUGGAUUCAACGUGUGUAUUUUUGCGUAUGGCCAAACUGGUUCUGGAAAAACUUACACAAUGAGUGGACCUAGUAUGUCAAAAAAAGAUUGGGGUGUCAAUUACCGGGCUUUAAAUGAUCUAUUUGAUAUCUCACUAAGUAGGAGAAAUGUUUUCUCAUAUGAGGUUGGCGUACAAAUGGUUGAGAUAUACAAUGAACAAGUUCGUGAUCUUCUGUCCAACAAUAUUGCGCAGAAACGACUUGGGAUUUGGAACACUUCUCAACCCAAUGGACUUGUUGUACCAGAUGCAAGUUUACACCCAGUUAAGUCAACAUCAGAUGUGUUAGACUUGAUGGAAAUCGGACUAGCAAACAGAGCAGUUGGUUCAACAGCUCUAAAUGAAAGGAGCAGUCGGUCCCACAGCAUUCUAACCGUACAUGUUCGAGGAUUGGAUGUGAAGAAUGGAUCUACCUCUAGAGGGUGUCUACAUCUCAUUGAUCUUGCUGGCAGUGAACGAGUUGAGCGGUCUGAAGCAACUGGAGAUAGAUUAAAGGAGGCUCAACACAUUAACAAAUCACUCUCUGCUUUAGGCGAUGUGAUUUUUGCUUUGGCACAGAAAAAUGCCCAUGUGCCAUACAGAAACAGCAAGCUAACACAAGUUCUUCAAAGCUCUUUGGGUGGACAAGCAAAGACACUGAUGUUUGUCCAAAUAAAUCCUGAUGUUGAGUCAUAUUCAGAAACUAUAAGCACUCUAAAGUUUGCUGAAAGAGUUUCUGGAGUAGAGUUAGGUGCUGCAAGAAGUAAUAAAGAGGGAAAGGAUAUCAAAGAGCUGUUGGAACAGGUUUCAUCUUUGAAAGACACUAUUUCACGAAAAGAUAUGGAAAUUGAGCAGCUCCAACUCGUGAAAGACAAAGCUAAAUCCCCAAGUUUUGUCAUUGACAAACAUGGUGCAAGCUUGCCAAAUAAUUUUAAUUCCAACCAGACAUCGCUGGACAUAUUAAACCAACAGAGCGAACUGUCGGAUCGUCUGAGUUACGCUGAGGUGAAUGCAAAUGUUGGUCAUACUUCACCCACUGAUAUUGCACCUACGAGGUUGGAUGAAGCAGAUUAUGAUGACAAUGUAUCUGAAGAUGGCUCCUCAGUAAGAGAAACCGACUAUUCUAUUGGCAAGACGAAUAUCCUGAACUCAAACUCAGACGACACAACAAUGCAUAGAGAUAGAGUUCCAUUGCGAACUGCCAAAUACACUCUCACAAAAAAUGGGCAGUCAGCAAUGCCCAGGUCAAAACCAAGGGAUGCAGUUUUGAAGACUCCAAAUCAUACAAAGGCUCCAUCAAACCAGUUAGCAGGAGGCUCUUCAGUUCAGGCCUCUAAAAGAUGGCAGAAGUAGAACAUGUUCCAGUUGCUCGGUUGUAUUUUGUAUGCGCCUCCAAAAUAUGGUAGAAGUAGAGCACGCUCAAGCCUUCCAGGAGCUCUCCGUUGUAUUUUGUAAGCUUACUCUGACUUGAGGAGGGUGAAGGUGCGGUAGCUGUAGAGUAAUUGUAUGAUUGUAACCCAAGAAAUGUGAAACAAUCUCCCGAUAGAAGAUGAGUUUUCAAUACCUCAUCUUUUGCCUAUGUAGAUCAAACAUUGGUGGCAUACUUGGCAUGGUGUUUCCCUCUUGUA
This is a messenger RNA of Brachypodium distachyon (stiff brome), 3549 nucleotides long. RefSeq names its product kinesin-like protein KIN-14K. The record is from RefSeq and is a predicted model, not a curated record. Gene Ontology annotation, molecular function: microtubule motor activity; microtubule binding; ATP binding. Bases 233 to 3274 code for a protein of 1013 amino acids. Gene Ontology annotation, biological process: microtubule-based movement. NCBI's taxonomy places the organism in Eukaryota, Viridiplantae, Streptophyta, Magnoliopsida, Poales, Poaceae. The transcript is spliced from 21 exons.